Camarhynchus parvulus is the source of this 1647-nucleotide messenger RNA. RefSeq names its product scavenger receptor class A member 3 (gene SCARA3). The transcript is spliced from 5 exons. Bases 1 to 1647 code for a protein of 548 amino acids. The record is from RefSeq and is a predicted model, not a curated record. Lineage: Eukaryota; Metazoa; Chordata; Aves; Passeriformes; Thraupidae.
AUGGCCGGGCUGAUUCUGACUGCCGUGGCCAAGCUGGGAGCACUGGUGAUUCCUGGGAAGAUCCUGGAGGAUGUUGGAUCCCAGCGAUUCCCAGGGAAUUCCCAGGGGGAUCCCAGGGAUGGCAAUUCCCAAGGGAUGGAAUUCCCGAGGGGGUUGGAUCCCAACCCCUCCCAGGUGAUCCCCAGGGAUCCCACAUUCCCGAGGGAUCAGUCCUGGAGGAUCUCUGGCAGAUCCCAGCCCCGUGGGAAUGCCCAUCCCGAUCCCGCGGCAUUCCCGAAUUCCCGGGCAGCGUUCCGGAGGGUCGAUUCCAUCUCCGUGGAGAUCAGCUCAGCCCAGGCCUCGUGGGAGCGCAGGAUCCUCUCCCUGCAGCAGCAGCUCCAGGCAAGGGGCGGGAGAAGCGCCGGGAACGGCUCCGUGUUCUGGGACACGGCGGCGCUGGGCCGGGAGCUCUCAGAGCUCCGGGAGACGCUCCGGGUGCAGGAAUUCCCGCUGGAGCAAACCGCCCGGAGCCAGGCCCGCCUCGCCGGCUCCGACCUCUCCACGGGGCUGGAAAACUGCUCCGGUUCCCUGGCGAGCAUCAGCCGGGGCCCGGCGCGGCUGCGGGAGCGCCAGGGCGGCACCGCCCGCCUGCGGAACUCCCUGCGGGACCCGGCCCGGCGGGAGUCCCAGGCUGGAGCGGCGGCGGAGCUGCUGAAUUCCAGCCUGGCGCAGAAUUCCCGGCGGCUCCGUGAGCUCCAGGAGAACGUGGCUGAGGAGAUGCCGGCGCUGCGGGCGGCGGCGGCCGAGGGGCAGAACGUGACUCGGCUCCUCGGGAUGCUCCGCGCGGAUUCAUCGCGGGGCGCGGGUCAGCUCCGGAGCCUGCAGGCGGGGCUGGGCCCGGCCGUGCGGGAAACAUCGCGGAGUUCCGAGGCGCUGCAGGAGCUGGCGCUGGAGCUGCUGGCGCUGCAGCUGCGGCCGGAGGAGCAGCGGGACGGGGCGCGGGAGCUGCGGCGGCGCCGCGCCCGCAGGCGGCAGCGCGGGCAGGAGCGGCUCCGGGAGCUGCGGCGGAGCCCGGGAGCGGCGCGGGCGGGCGCGGAGGAGCUGCGGGAGCGAUCCGGGCUGCUGGCAGCGCGGCUGGAGCUGGGCGUGAGGAACCUGAGCCGGGCCGCGCAGGAGAUGAGGGCGGUGGACGCGCGGCACGGGGAGAUGCUGCGGAACGCCAGCGAGCUCCGCGGUCAGCGCGGAGCCAGGGAGGGAGGGAAUGCGUUCCGGGGCUCCCGGGGCCGCGCGGCCUCACGGGCGAUGCCGGGUCCGGGGCCGCGGCGGGAGCUCCGGGCCCCGGGGGCGCCCUCGGGGAUUUGGGAGCGCCGGGAGCGCGCGGAGAGCGGGGCCCGAGGGUUCCCCGGCCCCAAGGGCGCCAAGGGCGGGCUGGGCCUGCCGGGAGCCCGCGGGGAACCGGAGACACCGGGCGGGAGCGGAGCCCCGGGAGCCGAGGGGGGAGCCCGGGAGCGCUCCCCGCGGGGACAGCGGGGAGCCGGAGCGGACAGCGGGGACACCGGGACCAUGACCGGGACGGGGACAAGGACGGGGACAGCGGGGGAGCCGGGAGAGAGGGGAGCCCCGGGGCCACCGGGACCGCCCGGGCCACCAGGGCCACCGGGACCGUGA